Molecule: messenger RNA, 330 nt
Organism: Brassica napus (rape)
Lineage: Eukaryota; Viridiplantae; Streptophyta; Magnoliopsida; Brassicales; Brassicaceae
Exons: 2
Coding region: 1-330 (109 amino acids)
Molecular function (GO): zinc ion binding
Source: RefSeq, a predicted model, not a curated record
AUGGAAUUGGGUGGAGGAUCCAACAAUAGGCGACGGGACAAGGCAAUUGCAGGCAGUGUGCUUUGUUUUUGUGGGCUACCGGCAAAGAUAUCUCAAGCUUGGACUGAUAAAAAUCCGGGUCGAAGGUUCUAUGGAUGUGAACGAUACAAGUUUGAUGAGGAAGAAGCUUUUGGAUGGCAAAAAGAAGCUUUGAUUGAAGCGAGAAACCAAAUUCGCAAGAAGGACAAGAUUAUUGCGGAGCUGAAGGUGACAAUUUCUGAGCUUCAAAGUGAUUUGGUCAAGAAAGAAGAGGCAGAAGAAGACAUCAUUAACAGCUUUCUUAAGCUAUAA